AUGAAUGGGCAGAGAAGGAAUUGGGCGGAAAAGCUGGAUGAUGCACUAUGGGCAUAUCGAACAGCGUACAAAACGCCUAUUGAGACAUCUCCAUAUCGCUUAAUGUAUGCUAAGGCUUGUCAUCUUCUUGUAGAGUUGGAACACCAAGCAUAUUGGGCUGUAAAAAAACUGAAUUUUGAGAUGACUGCCAUGGGAGAAAGAAGGUUAUUGCAACUAAAUGGGCUUGAUGAGUUUAAACUCCACGCAUAUGAAAAUGCCAAGCUUUACAAGGAGAAGCCCAAACGAUGGCAUGACAAGCACAUUCAAGUUAGGGAAUUUGAACCCGAACAACUUGGAAUUUCAAAGAAAAUGAGGAGAUUACCACAAUUGAGGAAAGCAAUCAAGUUUGCAAAAUGA
Messenger RNA from Capsicum annuum, 396 nucleotides. RefSeq lists its product as uncharacterized. The record is from RefSeq and is a predicted model, not a curated record. The coding region runs from base 1 to 396 and encodes 131 amino acids. Gene Ontology annotation, molecular function: nucleic acid binding. Lineage: Eukaryota; Viridiplantae; Streptophyta; Magnoliopsida; Solanales; Solanaceae. The transcript has 2 exons.